AUGGCGGAACGAAACCCGGGCAUACGAGCCACAGUGGAUUUAUUGAUCUUCGACUACAUGGUCUGUAUGUGCAUCAGUGGGCUCCUAGAAGCGGUACAUCAAGCAAGACCAACGGAGGACAUUGAAUGGUUUGCGCUUCUUGUUGAACAAUUCCACCGGCGGCUCCUCGAUCAUCGUCUUGAGGGCCCCCUGCCCUGGGACUUGGACCUCAAAUUGCAUCGUGACCUCGGUCACUUUGUGACCCUGUCGGAUAUCGCGGUUCAGUUCAUGGACUUCUGUCACUCUGCAGUUGCCAACGUAUCCCGCAGACGUUGGUUCGACCUAGGUGCCCACUUCAUGGUCCAUGCAAUGCUUGAAGAAGAAGUGCGUUUCCCAGAGCAGCUCAACAGACUCUGCAACUGGAGAACCAACGACAGCGAACUCGAUAUAUGGUGGGAAGUCAGCCGGACCAUGUUCCUUGAGCACAUGCCACCUCCAUUUGGUACCGCGGAUCCAAUGAGCCGAGAAGAACUUAGUGAAAAGUUUCCUCUCCAAUGCUUGCAGCAUCGUUAUGUCGAUUUUUUCGAGGAUCUUAUGGAAGUCCUGGACGCGCCUCUUCUUUUGCAACUGGAGCAGGGCCAACUGGAAGGCCUGACCCGGGAGCAGACACAGCAGAUUCGAGAAUACUGUGGAUUCUGGUAG
Messenger RNA from Penicillium vulpinum, 681 nucleotides. RefSeq lists its product as uncharacterized. The transcript is spliced from 3 exons. The coding region runs from base 1 to 681 and encodes 226 amino acids. NCBI's taxonomy places the organism in Eukaryota, Fungi, Ascomycota, Eurotiomycetes, Eurotiales, Aspergillaceae. The record is from RefSeq and is a predicted model, not a curated record.